Molecule: messenger RNA, 736 nt
Organism: Tarenaya hassleriana
Lineage: Eukaryota; Viridiplantae; Streptophyta; Magnoliopsida; Brassicales; Cleomaceae
Product: cysteine proteinase inhibitor 2-like
Exons: 2
Coding region: 207-644 (145 amino acids)
Molecular function (GO): cysteine-type endopeptidase inhibitor activity
Source: RefSeq, a predicted model, not a curated record
AACAGAACACGAUGACAAGACAAAGAAACUCAAAAGAUCUACAUAUUUACAUACAUAUUAUAUAUAACUCUCUUGCCCUUUAAUUUGUUGUUUUUCCUUUUCCAUAAACGUAGAACAGGGAAUCAGUGCGAGGCAAGAACGGAAUCGAUCGGUGAUAAAAAUAACAAGCAAUCAACAACUGAUUUUGAUCAGCAGAGAGAUUGGAAAUGGCGGCUGCGAGAAUUACGAGGCUGUCUUUGGGGUUGCUGACGAUGGUAGUGUUGGCAUCUGUCUCGGUCCGACCGUCGUACGGCCUACGGAAGUUGGUCGGUGGGAAGUCGGAUGUUCCUGACGUCGAAUCCAACAAAGAACUCCAAGAACUCGGCAGAUACUGUGUAGAGGAAUUCAAUCUGAAAGAAGGAAGACGAGAGAAAGGGUCGGGUGAGGAAGAAGAAGAAGUGUUGGGACCGUUGGUGUUCAGUAGGGUGGUGGAGGCUCAGAGACAGGUAGUUUCAGGGAUCAAGUACUUUCUGAAGAUCGAAGUCACGUUGCCCGACCGUACAACCAGAAUGUUCAGCUCCGUUGUCGUCGUCAAACCAUGGCUUCCGUCGAGGGAACUGCUCGAUUUCUCCCCGCUCACGAACCCCAUCUUCUUGGUUUCUUGAUGGAAGUGUUCCCUUCGGUCAAACUGAAAAUGGAGAUAUUGUAAAUGUUGUUGUGAUUCAUAUAAUAAAUAAGCGAUGAGAGCUUUGAACAA